CUCGGCCACUCGCGCUCCCCUCCCCCAAGCCCUCGCUGCGCCUGCGCGCUGGGGACAACCGUUGCAGGGCGCCCACGGCCCUGAGGAGGGACUGUCGCGGCUGACACCCUCUCUUUUCGGCCCUGAGGUACCCGGCCUGGUGGCCCAGGACGUUCCCGUCGCAUGGCGGAGUGCUGCGGACGGUGCCCAUGAAGUCCUUAGUCCUAGUUGUGCUGUUGCUAUGGCUUUCAUCCGUGCCUGCCUUUCCGAGUAUAACUGUGACGCCUGAUGAAGAACAAAACUUAAAUCAUUAUGUAGAAGUUUUACAGAACCUAAUACUAAGUGUUCCUACUAGGGAGCCAGGUCGUGAGGAAAAAUCAAAGUCUCCAAAUAAUGCUCAUUCUAUAGGACCAAAGUUAUCAAGAUUUAAGGAGAUAAUUACACAUGGAGACACUUCAACUGAAAAUGAUGUUUUAAUGAAUCCUGUCAGUGAAGAAACCACAACUUCUCCUACUGGAGGCUUCACAAUGCCAGGAAGGAAGGAAAAAUCUACUGAAAGUACAGCAUUCUGGUCAAUUAAACCAAAUAAUGUUUCGGUUGUUUUACAUGCCGAUGAACCUUAUAUUAUUAAAGAGCCAGAGCCAGAGCCAGAUUCAGAAGUAAGAUCCACUGAGGCGCCAAAGCCAUUGCCAAAUGUUACUAAAUCAUCCACAAGUCCAGAUGUCACCCCUUUAAGUAGGAGCACUGACAUGGAUACUGUCACAGAACCAGAAGAUGUUCCUCAGCUCUCAGGCGAAUAUACAGUGGGAACACUUGAAACAAUAACAUUUGGAAGACACCCACAGAUUUUGAAUAAUGAAGACAUUUUGAAAAAAAUUUCAGAUAUUAGUUCACAGGUGCGGCAGGCACCUCUUGUUGAAAGCCUCAAGCCAGAAUACAGAGAGGACAUUCGAGCCUCUAGAGAGCACCUAAAACGAAGCCUUGCUUUAGCAGAAGCAGCAGAACAUAAAUUACAAAAAAUGUAUAGAUCCCAGUUCUUACCACUUGGCCGAAGCAGUAGUGAAAUUGAUGACAUUGAAACUGUAAUUAACAUGCUGUACAAUUCUAGGUCUAAAUUAUCUGAAUAUUUGGAUAUUAAAUAUGUUCCACCAGAGAUGAGAGAAAAGGCUACUACAGUCUUCAAUACAUUGAAAAAAAUAUUAUGUGUAAGUCAACUAGAAACUCAAAACCUUAUUAGGAAGUUAUUAAACAAUAAUAUAAAAAUGUUGCACCUACUUGAUAUUCCAUGACAAAAAUUGAUUGAAACAAACUAUGCAUUCACUUCACAGAAGAAAUAAGCACAUUAGUGAUUCACAAGUUGUAUAACAAAAUAUUUUCUACUGUUCAAUGUGCCAACAUCUCUACAUGUCAUAUGUUCUAAAAUAUUCUCAUGUGCACUAAAGCCUAAUAAUUUAAAAUAAAAUUUUGGUUCAGGA
Messenger RNA from Panthera uncia (snow leopard), 1454 nucleotides. It is a transcript of the gene SPESP1, whose product is annotated as sperm equatorial segment protein 1. The record is from RefSeq and is a predicted model, not a curated record. Lineage: Eukaryota; Metazoa; Chordata; Mammalia; Carnivora; Felidae. Gene Ontology annotation, biological process: fusion of sperm to egg plasma membrane involved in single fertilization; acrosome reaction. Gene Ontology annotation, cellular component: acrosomal vesicle. The coding region runs from base 189 to 1268 and encodes 359 amino acids. The transcript is spliced from 2 exons.